Molecule: messenger RNA, 1050 nt
Organism: Lymnaea stagnalis (great pond snail)
Lineage: Eukaryota; Metazoa; Mollusca; Gastropoda; Lymnaeidae
Source: the annotation of a GenBank genome assembly
AAGAAUGUCCGUAAAGGUGACUUCAUGUACAAGCCAAAAACUCUGACCAUUUUAUCAUUGGCCAUUGGAGAUGUUCUUCUGGCUCUGUUUCCCAUGGUUGUGUACACGAGAAUUUUGUUCAAUGAGUACGAGCCCAGGACAAUGCCAUGUAGUUUGUAUUCGACUUCUAAUGUGUACAUGCCUUACCUCAUCACCUUCGUGUACGGCUUCGGGUUAAUGGUGUUAGGAUUAGAAAUGAUUCUACAUCACAGGAUAUCUUCGUUGGUGAAAAACUCAAAAAUCGUUUGUUCCAUCGUCUGCAGCAGUAUUCCAUGGGUACUUGGACUUAUCAUUGUCUUGCCCCUUGGUUUGAAAAACAUAAACAUGGACACCUGUGAAGACCACCGGAACAUUGAUCAGUGGAGAGCCUUGCUUGCGAUUGGUAUUUUUCUGCCAGCCUGUGGUGCAGUACUCACUUCCAUCAUCGUCAAAUGCAAAGUCAAAUCACCACACCGACAGGCGGUGAAUAACUGCCCUCAAGUCAUGGUUACCUCGAGUACUCAGCAAACGGCCCAUGGCAGUGCUCCACUCACAAAGCAGCAGGGACUGCUCCCGACAGCACCAGCUUAUCAUUUUGAGCAGCCGUCAACCUUCGCCUCACCAACUUACGCCUUCCCAUCACAGCUACAAUACGAUCAAGAAAAAUCCCAACAGUUUUACGACAUGCUAGCAACAUCUCCGUGUGCCCUAAUAACGCAACCACACUACAUGCAUAGCGGUAAUCCUUCUGGUAAUUUCUUAAACGGCACUACUCCGAUGCAACCCACGGUGUUGGUGGGGGAGAACUCGUCCGACUCAUCGCAGAAACCUGCCAGACUUUUGGUCAUUUCAAUAGUUUUUCUCUUAUUAGUUACGCCUUUUGCCAUAUUUAUUUUGGGCUAUCUAUUUGACACAGACGCCAUACCCCUGGGAUUAGUGGGUACUGUGACUGUAGCUAGCAUAGUAUUUUGGCUCAAUAUUAUCAGAUCUGUCAUCACGCCACUCAUAAUGUACGGCUAUUCUGAUAACUAA